Numida meleagris (helmeted guineafowl) is the source of this 644-nucleotide messenger RNA. Its product is annotated as protein MRP-126. NCBI's taxonomy places the organism in Eukaryota, Metazoa, Chordata, Aves, Galliformes, Numididae. Gene Ontology annotation, molecular function: calcium ion binding. Gene Ontology annotation, biological process: endothelial cell migration. Gene Ontology annotation, cellular component: extracellular exosome; cytoplasm. The transcript has 3 exons. The coding region runs from base 95 to 466 and encodes 123 amino acids. The record is from RefSeq and is a predicted model, not a curated record.
CAGGGGACGGGGCCGGCAGGCUGGCUAUAAGAGACGCUUGCGCUCCAGGCCGGCCACAGUUCAACCCCAAGACGAUCUUCGCUGCUUCGCCAACAUGAGCAAGGGCUGCCAGACCCAGGGACCGCUCUCCGAGCUGGAGAAGGCCAUAGAUGUCAUCAUCGAUGUCUUCCACCAGUACUCGAGACGGGAGGGGGACAAAGACACCCUGACCAGGAAGGAGCUGAAGCUCCUGAUUGAGAAGCAGCUUGCCAACUACCUGAAGAACGUGAAGAAUCAGGUCUCUAUUGACCAAAUCUUCAAGGAUCUUGACGGCAACAAGGAUGAGCAGCUGAGCUUCGGCGAGGUGAUGCUCCUGAUCAUCCGGGUGACCGUCGCCACCCACGAGCACCUCCACUUCUGUGAGGACCACCAGCACCAGCACCAACACCAGCACCAGCACCAGCACCAGCACCAGCACAACCACUGAGGGGGCCUGUGCUCAGCAGCUGAAGGCGCCCACCCAGAGCUCCCAGCUCCUGCUCCCCCCCUCCAGCGCUCUGCCCCAUCCCCCUCCCCCAGCCCUCUGCUCCUCCCUUCUGCCUCCCUCCCUUCAAGUUUGAUGGUUUUGCUGCCAAAUAAAGAUUCGCCCUGAGGCUGCCAAAGCU